Molecule: messenger RNA, 1125 nt
Organism: Plasmopara halstedii
Lineage: Eukaryota; Oomycota; Peronosporomycetes; Peronosporales; Peronosporaceae
Product: methyltransferase-like protein 4
Exons: 2
Coding region: 1-1125 (374 amino acids)
Cellular component (GO): RNA N6-methyladenosine methyltransferase complex; nucleus
Molecular function (GO): nucleic acid binding; methyltransferase activity
Source: RefSeq, a predicted model, not a curated record
AUGAAUUCCAAGGUGUCAUGCGUGAACCACGCAGCGCUUGUGAGUGGUUACUACAUGGGAAAGUUACUGCUAAAGGAAGAUUCAUUGCAGAUUCCCUCAAGAGCGUAUACGCGCCAAGCCAUUAAGUUUCCCCCAGCGUAUGUGACAGCAACUGCAGCGCGUCGACAGCGAAAACGGGAGUCUGCAGCUCGAAGGCGAUCCGAACGACAAAAAGAGCUCAUAGCAAAAGGAAAGUAUGUCCCUUUGAAUAAUAUUGUGUACGAUGCACUACAAACUGCGUUCGAAUGCUACGGUGGGUCUCGCUUUCUAUUGCGAGCUUUCCUUCCCAUCUUUGAAGACAGCAAUGUGAGGUCCAACAUUCAUCACACUAAUCUUGAUUCGCUGCCUAAGAUGCCUGAAUCAGAAAUACUCGAUGAUGGCAACCUCCACCAUAAUCAAACUGACUUCACGAAGCUUGCUACUGUCAACGGUACUCAAGUUGUACUGCCAGCCAGAUCAAGUUUCGUCCAGCAAGAUGUACGAAAAAUUCAUCAACUUUAUCUUGAAAAGUACAAGUUGAUUGUCAUGGAUCCCCCGUGGCAAAACAAAAGUGUUUGUCGAGGAAAGUGCUACGAAAUGUUAGAUCACACAGAGCUACUAAAGAUCGACAUUCCUCACAUUGCAGACCUGGAUGAAUGUGUUCUUGCAGUAUGGGUAACGAGCCGGCCGCGAUACAUGACGUUUCUUCGUGAACAAGCGCUUCCUUCGUGGGGAUUCACCUUCCAUGCAUGCUGGUACUGGCUGAAGCUGAGCAAGAGCGGUGAGUUAGUCACUCCUUUAGAUUCAACACAUCGUUUGCCUGUGGAAGUAUUAGUAGUCGCCUACCGCGCAAAAGACGAGAAGUGUGAGCAAAGAGUACGAAAGCGACUUGGUGAGAAAACUCGAAUUGUAUUAAGCAUUCCACUACGCCAUUCUUGGAAGCCGCCACCGGAAACUUUUUUCGACAAUAGCAUUGUUUCUACAACUGAAAAAAAAGUGGAGCUCUUUGCUCGAGAGUUGAGACCGCAUUGGACUAGUGUAGGCAACGAAGUGCUCAAAUUUCAGGCUGUCGAGUUAUUCCAGCCAGCACCGAGUGAAAAUGAAUGA